Fraxinus pennsylvanica is the source of this 732-nucleotide messenger RNA. NCBI's taxonomy places the organism in Eukaryota, Viridiplantae, Streptophyta, Magnoliopsida, Lamiales, Oleaceae. The record is from the annotation of a GenBank genome assembly.
AUGGCCAUGAAAGGGAAAGGUGUUCUUGUUGUAGGAGAGAAAAAUGAAGUGAAUUUGAGUCCUGUGGAAAAAAAUGAGACGACAAAGUUAACCAAAACAGUGAGGUUUUAUGAAUACACUUGCACAUUCUGCUUCAAAAAAUUUUAUUGUGCACAGGCCAUGGGAGGGCAUCAAAAUGCUCACCGCCUUGAACGCACACGUGAGAAGAAAUUGUUCGUUCGGGAUCCGAUUGGAUACCCUAAACAGGCAUUUAUUCGAUCUGUGAAAACCCUGAAAGAUUCCGAAUUAAAAAGCAAUGUUGCAGCCAUCAAAUCUCGACUGCUCAACAAUCUGCGUACUGCAAGAGAAAUGAUGAAACAUGAAACUGCACCCACUGUUUCUCAAAAGAAGGUGGCUCCACUGAUGAUCAAGCCACAACCACCUUCUUUUGAAGUUGGAGAGAGUUCUUCGUCUAGGGUUGCACCCAUUGUUCCUCAAAAAAAGCUGGCUCCAUUGAGGAUUAAGCCAAAAUCAGUUACUGUUGCUGCUAAAGGCCAUUAUUAUUAUCAUCCUUAUUAUAAUCAGAGGUUCAUUAUGAGUAAAAAACCAACUUUUUCUCCUAUUCAACCUAAUUCCUUCCCACCCAAGGAACUUAGCCUUGCAGAGAAGGUUGGAAUCCAUGCAGAAGCUAUGUUAUGCAAUGGUGGCAAUGAAGUUGAGGCAGAAAAGCUGGAUUUGACACUCAAGCUCUAG